This is a messenger RNA of Mycena citricolor, 7328 nucleotides long. The record is from the annotation of a GenBank genome assembly. NCBI's taxonomy places the organism in Eukaryota, Fungi, Basidiomycota, Agaricomycetes, Agaricales, Mycenaceae.
GGACCGAAUCUCGUCGAGCAGUGAAGCACAAGGAAGCACUGUAGUCUGUGUGGAAAGCAGCUUUCUGCCUGGAUGGUAGCUCUACCAGUCACAUCGCCGUGGCUGGCACAUGCGGUGAACAGUCGUUGUGAGACAAGUGUAUGGGUGAUAUGCUAUUAGUUCAGCAUGCUGCUGAUUUUACGCUAAUUAUGCGACAAAGUCUUGCUCAACAGCGUUUCGAAUGGACGCUUUUAUGUUAGCGACGGUCGAGCUGUGGUCGUAAUACUUCUGCGAACAAGCGCACUGGGCCCGCCAGCAGGCCGCGGCCUCAGGCCAUCCAACCAUCUCCGACAGAAUCGUGUCCCCCAACGGGCGUUUAUUAAACUCGGACAGAAGCUGAGAAGCGCGAUGAGUAAACGCAGCUCAGUGAACGACGGGGAAGAGGGACUGACCCUUGCUUUCAGCAUCCGCCAGGGGUAGUUGUCCCGGUUCCGGCCACAGUUGCAUUCCCGCGGCUCGUCGUUUCCAGACGCGAAGAGCUCCGUCCCCUCGAGGGCCUCGCGGAAGCGCCCCUUGCACCUGUCGUGGUACGUCACGAGCCUCAGCAGACUCCGGGAACUGAGCCGGCAGAGGUCCUCCUCGUACGCCUGGCCUGCGGCAUCGCUUCCGCCCGAGAGCAGAUCGAUUUGCAGCGUGCGGCGUGCGAUGCCGGGCAUCUCGUCGUCCCACCCGAAGCGCGCCGCGAGCACGUAGGCUUUCAGGGGGUGUGCGGCGAAGAGGGGGUGGCCCUCGAUGCUCGCCUGUAUGACAGAAAGUGGGCCGGGGGCAUCCCAUUUCUCAAUGAGGUCGAGGGUCGUCAGGAUCUCGGAUAGCGCGGUCCACCGGGGGAUGGGCAGCCCGCACAUCAGGCGGAGGACGCGGUCCAUCGGUCCAUCAGCCUCGUGCGUAGGUAUGAUUUCGGGCUUGACUUCCAUUUGGGGGUCGGACGAGUCGCGAAGUUGGACGGAGGAUGAGGAGGCCCCCUGCGGAAGUGAAAGUAGGGUGCGAAAGAAGUGAGAGGUCGUGCGCAGGACGACGGAGUGCACGUGGUAGAGGGUGCCUUCGGUGGAUUGGAGGAUAAUGUCUGCAGUCGGGUCGGAGAAGACGGAACUAGUGCGCAGGUCAUGAUCUUUGCUCGAGGAUGACAUGUCGUCGUUCGUGGGGAAGGAUGUCACUAGAAAGCACUGGGGGAGUUAGAUGGGCUUGAUUGACAGGUGGCUGUCCUAUUGAUCACUUAGGCACUUCUGGGUAGAUCAGCGACUCUUUGGUCGCCGACGCACAAUCUGGUACUAGUCAACUGUUCCUCACUCGCUCUUGACGCACAAUCUGUCUUCUUCCUCUCAGUGGCAUAUUCUCUGCUCAUGAUUGAGAGAAAACAUUCCGACCGAGGUGGUUCACAUUUCGACCGAAAAGACGUGCAAUCACCGCAGACAAUCCAAUGGCCAACACCGGCGGGAAGUCUUCCCAGACAUUGAGGCGCCAAUGUUAGACUGAAAAUCCCACGGAAUCAUUGAAUCUUCGAGGACUGCGCUUGUCUCAUCGCCCGCUACCUUGCGCAGCAGGGGUUUGCACCUCUUUGAGACCUGCUGUGCGACGCCGUUUGGAUUUUGGCUGAGCAUCAUGAUCUAGGCGGAGGCUUGGCAGCUUGACCUCCCCCAAACGCAACGUUCUGGCUCCUUGUCUUGACUUUGACGGGAACGCAUGCUGCAGUAACAUUGCCUCCUCGAGGCUCAGAUCAGCGAAAGGAACAUCGGGCACUGCUCGCUUUCACGCCUCGCCGGGCCUGCUCUUCUACCCCUUUGCCUCACUAACCGGUGGUCCGAUACAUCAAGCGCUUGGGUCUCCCUAACUGUGACGAAGUCCUCCGACUCGUUCGCCUGCAGGGUCGCAGCGGCUUUUCGGCUGUCUCGACAUUUAAUGCGCACAGGCACCCCUCACUCACUUCAUGCCGACAGUAUUUCCGAUCCAGGACUCGCUUUCCUUUUUGUCUCUCUUUUGCCCGAGAAUGCUCGAGUCGGGAAUGCUCGCUUCCUUGCACCGGGACUUGAAGCCAGUCGGACCUCCGGACAAGCACUAAGCGAGCACGAGCAGUGGCACAUUUGUCUAUAAGUAUAUGGGAUCUAUGUACAUCAGUGCUCCACCGCUCCUGCUCUGGCGCAGUUGCAUAUUCUUUCGGUUAUUCAAGAGCGCUUCGGGCACUCACGUACUUUUCAUAGUGGCCGACGGUCACGGCGGAGCCUGCCCCACUGCUUUGCGUCUUGUCCUCGGACAUUGACGGGCUCCCUCAGGUCCAGAAUGCAGCGCCAUGCACACAGGAGAAGUAUGGAAGGAGAAAGACAGGGGAGGAGAAUACUCGGGCCAGUGCACGCAGAAGAUGGCGACAUCAAGGAUCAAAGGCGUCGUCGGAGUGAGAGCCAGAGUUUGCGUUCAAGUAUAUACAUUUCGAGUCUCGGAAUUUGGAUCUUCUGCGUUCUCUUGGUGCAUCUUAACAUGCGAUGCCUUAGAUAGCCGGGACAUUCGAGAGACACCCAGCCUUGCCAGCGCUCACGGCACGGCAUCACCGUGUUUCACCACCACCACACGAUCCCCCAUACUUAGACGAUUGUCGUCAUCGAGGAUUGUCAUCUCCAUCACCCUACCUUCUUUCUGCCUCCGCUUUCCUACUUCAUCCCUCCCUUCCUCCGCUCCUCGUUUUUCCCAUCGCCUCGAGCGAGCCAGCGGCCGAAAGGAGCUUUUUCUCCGUCGUCGUCCAGGAAACCACGAACGGCCGGAAGCACAGUUUGAGAGCCUGACUUGCUCACCACGAUGUCCCGUCCCCCACGCCACCGUCCGCCCUCGGGCUCACCCGCCUCGUCCUCUCCAUAUCAACAGGAGCGGCCUUUCCUGCCCAACGAUGGCUCGCGCGGCAACGUAUCGUUUGCCGCAUCCCCGUCGCCAUCGUCGCCUGGACCGCACCAACAGAGGGUCGGCUUCGCAACGGGUGGAUUUCAUCAUGCGAUGGGAGGAGCAGGAGACGCAGAAUCCGGAGGGGCAGCACAAGGCGGCUUCGGUGGGCAAGCACAACGCAAAAAGUCGCUCGUGCGGCCGGAGAGGGAAAAGAUCGACCCGGGGCACAGGCAGUGGCACUACCGCAGCGCAGUUACAGGAGAGGGCGGAGCCGUUGGUGUACAAGCAUCCACGACGGGCAACUACCCUCACGCCGCGCCGCUGCAUCGCGGGCGCUCGCUCCUCGCGCGGGACCAGGAUGUGCACGAGUCCGGUCUCGCGCUGUUCAAACGCGGGCCCGGGACACUUUUGCGCCGUCGCUCAAGCGGGGGCUCGCAAUCUGCGUCCACCCCGCUGAACCCCGCCACAGCCAAAACCAAAUCGCCGCGGACGAGUUGUUUCGGCGAUUACGCCCCUGGCCCUAAAGGGCCGUGGAUGCUGUUCUGUUACCUCCUGACGUGCUGGAUACCCCCGGCCCUGAUGCGAGGCUGUGGGCUCAAGACACGGGAGCAGCAGCGCGCCUGGCGAGAGAAGAUGGGGCUGAUCGCAGUGAUCGCGGUCGAGAUGGCUGUGGUCGGAUUUGUGACCUUUGGAUUCACUGCGGCUGUAUGCGGUGCUCCGGGUGCCCGAUUCCACGGUGGUCUCAUUGGUAUCGGUGGGGUGGGAAACGGGAGCGUUGUCAUACACGGCUGGGACUACGAUCUCACGAACUUCCACCAUCCGGCUGCCGGUCCGUUUGACGGCCACACCAAUCCUAUCCUCGUCGGCGGCUGGGGUUUGGCGGGCAACGACGCAAGUUUCAUGUUCCAGAAGACAAACCAGGCGUGUGUCAACAUCCUCAACAAAGCCAAUGGCAGUCAGAUCACGGGCACUGGGGCGUUCAUGGACUGGUAUUUCCCUUGCAAUGUGUUUGGGACGGUCACUGGCGGGGCGAAAGUGAACCAGACCGCCUAUGGAAGCUCGGGAAGCUGUCAUGUCAGCAGCAAGGGCGCUCCCACGGGAAUGAAGGCGAAAGGGCAGGUUUACUACACCUGGGAUGAUGUAAGGGCUUCUGGCCGAAGACUGGCUGUCUUCGAAAGCAAUGUUCUGGAUCUCUCUCUUCUGUCGUGGCUCGACCCCGCCCAAGUCUCGUUUCCACCAUUUUUCGCAGAACUCGCGGCAGCGAAUUCGACAUAUACCCACACUGAUAUUACGAUGGGACUCAUGCGCCAGAACCGCAUGUCCCUGGGUCACUGUCUGCAAGAUACCAUCACUGUUGGCUUCAUUGACACCAACUCAAUCGGCUGUGUCGCCUCACAAGUGCUGCUAUAUGUUUCGCUGGUCUUCAUUAUCGGCGUCGUGCUGAUUCGCUUCGUCAUGGCGUGUUUGUUUGCUUGGUUCUUCGCUCCCCGGAUCGGUGGUUUCCCGACGGAGACGUACGAGGAUCGGAUGAAAAGAGCAGAGGAGAUCGAGGCAUGGAGCAGUGACAUCUACAAACCAGCCCCUAGUGCUAGGCGUCCCAACGUCAAGAGCAAGACGUUCAUCCCGAGCACUUCGAGAUUCACACCAGCUGAUGUCAAACGGCCCGCGUCGUCAUAUGCUGCCCUCGACUCUGGCUCCUCUGUCUUCAAGCGUUCGACCGUGUUCAGCGAGGGAGCUUUCGCAGAAAACCCUUGUCCGUUCCCUCUGGGCCGGCACGUGGUACCCCAGCCGCCACCCGACUACGAGCCGUUUAAUUUCCCACUCGCGCACACAAUCUGUCUCGUCACAGCAUAUUCCGAAUCCGUGCAGGGCUUGCGUACGACCCUCGACUCGCUUUCGACAACGGACUACCCGAACAGCCACAAAGUGAUUCUCAUCAUCGCUGAUGGCAUGGUCAAGGGCGCCGGCAACGAUCUGACUACGCCGGACAUCUGUCUGUCCAUGAUGCGCGACUUGGUCGUGCCGAUAGAUGAAGUGGAGCCGCACUCGUAUGUCGCCAUUGCGGAUGGGCACAAGCGACACAACAUGGCCAAGGUGUAUGCCGGUUACUACGAAUACGACAACUCGACUGUCGAGCGAUCGAAGCAGCAGCGCGUCCCGAUCGUUCUUGUCGCGAAAGUGGGCAAUCCGCUCGAAGCGAACGACGCCAAGCCCGGGAAUCGGGGCAAGCGGGACUCGCAGAUCGUGCUGAUGGCGUUCUUGCAGAAGGUCAUGUUCGAUGAACGGAUGACGACGUUUGAGUACGAGUUCUUCAAUUCGCUGUGGCGGGUGACGGGAGUGAGCCCGGACCGGUACGAGCUGGUGCUUUGUGUGGAUGCGGACACGAAAGUGUUCCCGGACUCAUUGAAUCGGAUGGUCAGCUGCAUGGUGCGCGACCACGACAUCAUGGGCUUGUGCGGGGAGACGAAGGUGGCGAACAAGGCGGAGACGUUUGUGACUAUGAUGCAAGUCUUCGAAUAUUACAUCUCGCAUCACAUGACGAAGGCCUUCGAAUCCAUGUUCGGCGGUGUCACCUGUUUGCCCGGAUGCUUCAGUAUGUACCGUAUCAAGGUGCCGAAGGGAGACUCUGGUUUCUGGGUGCCGAUUCUGGCCAAUCCAGACGUUGUCGAGCACUACUCGGAGAACGUGGUCGACACACUGCACAAGAAGAACCUGCUUCUGCUCGGCGAGGAUCGAUACCUUACCACGCUGAUGCUCAAGACAUUCCCCAAACGGAAGAACAUGUUCUGCCCUGCGGCGGUGUGCAAGACGAUCGUGCCCGACACGUUCCAAGUGUUGCUGUCGCAGAGACGCAGAUGGAUCAACUCGACCGUGCACAAUCUGUUCGAGCUGAUUCUUGUGCGGGAUCUGUGCGGGACGUUCUGUUUCUCGAUGCAGUUCGUCGUCGGAAUGGAGCUGGCGGGCACCUUGGUCUUGCCCGCCGCCAUCUCGUUCACCUUGUACCUGAUCAUCAGCUCUAUCAUCCCCGGCGGCCCCAAUACCACGGUUUCCCUCGUACUCCUCGCGUUCGUGCUGGGGAUUCCACUCGUGCUGAUCGUCAUCACCAGCCGGAAGAUUGCGUACCUCGGAUGGAUGAUAAUCUACCUGAUCAGUCUGCCCAUCUGGAACGGUGUUCUGCCGGCGUACAGCUUCUGGCAUUUCGACGACUUCUCGUGGGGCCAGACGCGUAUGGUCGAUGGCGAGAACAAGGAAACGGCGGCGCAUGGGGACAAGGAGGGUGAAUUCGACUCGACACAUAUCGUAAUGAAGCGGUGGACCGAGUUUGAGAGGGAGCGCAGAGCUGGGAUCAGAUCCGAUUACAGGAACGAGACGCCCAAGCGAUACUCCCUUGCAUCCUCAGCCUACGACGCCUCCGCAUCGACUAGCACCGAGUCUGGAAACCGAAUGCCGCAUGACGGCGGUGCUGGUGUCUUGACGCUCCCGACGCCACUGAGUGUCUCCCCGAGGCAGUCCGGGCCCAGGCAGUCGCUCACGGCUCCCAGUGCAUCAGCGUCAGCAUCGUCUCUUUCGACCAAUCCGGCGUCUGAUCCGUUCGGCACACCCCGUCUGGGAACCUUCGACGAUGACACCUACUCGUACACCCAAUCCCCGUCGCAGGGGCAGUUCCAGUUCGGGACCCAGACCCCGCCUCAAUCCCAGUCUCACUCCCCCCCUCCGGCGCAGAACCGUCAGCCACGGCAGCCCCAUGCACCGCAGCCCGUGCGGCCGCCUGUGCGGGGAGUCAGCCUCAUCGACUCGGGGCCGGUUCCUGGCCCCGAAGGCGCGGUCCGGCGUGUGGCGAAGCGGAGCUCCACAGCCGCGCCUCGGUCUGGGUCGGUUCCUGCGCCGAUUCCCCAGCAGGUUACCGGAGGGCAUGGCCUUCCACCGGGUGCGGCGGCCCCGGCCCCGGCGACGUAUGGGCUGCCUCCUGGCGCAGCUGCGCCGACGCCGUCGCACAGAUGGACCGGGUACGAGGCCGAUGAUCAGGACACCGAGUAUUAGUGAUCUGGACGGACACGCGGACUUUUUUCUUUUCACUUUUCUUUUCACCUCUUUUCCCUUUCAUACGUUCUCUUUUUCAUGAACGCAACGACGACUGCAUUCAUCUGACGGGCAUUUAGACACUACAUUCAUGUACUUGCACUAUUUUAAUCGAUAUACCCCGUUCGGUCUUUCGCCUGUUCUAUUGCAUGCGAUACUGAUGCUGCAUGGGCGGAAGAUUGGCAUGUGCCGCCCAGUCUCCGGUUGGAAUAAGGAGCAGGGCAUAAAACCAUACAUGCAUGUAAUAACGUUGGAGAUUCAAGGGACACCCUUGUUCGGAUGCAGAAGGAAUGGUUCUGCAUCUGAGGAAGAGCCCUGCGGCGCAAAAAGGAAGGACAAGUCAC